GCACGUGUGUACCAGUGUACCACAGUGGGCACAGUUGAUCUCAGCAGACGAACAGCGUGUUAACAGAAACCCUGUGAGUUAUAGAGACUAAUACUCGGCUCUACAAGUGAGCCGAGUUGGGGAGAGAGCAUUUAUUUUCAUCAUAAGAGUGUUAAUUCUCAUUUAAACAUCGAGAUCAUGCUCUCUUCAAUGUCUCAUCAAUUUUUCUUCAUCCUAAAAAAUUUAGUUAAAAACUAGGAGUAAAGUUUGUGCUUAGUAUUUUUGUGUUUAAAAAAAAACAUGGCAGCUUGUCAUCCACGUCCUCUCCAGCAUCUACAGAUUCAAGAUAAUUCACUCAACAUUGGCAACCACCAAAAUACACUUCAACAACAGCAUUAUCCUCCUCGUCUUCUUAAUUGGGUUUAUCUUGCAAUUGCUGAUCAAAAUCCAACUCAGCACUCUGAUCAGAGUAAAUUAUUACCAACAAUAUGGGGUAACUUUCCUACUGCUUCAACGCAUCAAACUUACAUGCAAAAAAAUUCACUGAGUCCUGGAUCCAUUCCAUUGGGAAGCAGUUUAGUCGACAGCAUUGGUGACCUUGCAGAACAUUUUAAUGAGCUUGGAUUACUUGACAGAAAACCUACCAAAAGACCACCGUCAACGUAUCUCUGUCAUUUGUGUUUUAAAAAGGGUCACUAUAUCAAAGAUUGUCCACAGGCUAGACCAAAAGGAGAAGGAUUAACUCCUUAUCAAGGAAAAAAGCGAUGUUUUGGAGAGUACAAAUGUUCAAAGUGUAAACGGAAGUGGAUGUCCGGCAACAGUUGGGCCAACAUGGGCCAAGAAUGCAUUAAGUGCCAUAUUAAUGUUUAUCCUCACAAACAGGUGAGUCUGGGGUCAUCAACAUCGACAUCCCCGUCUCACGCGUUCAACUCCUUACUCCGUUACAGACCUUUAGAGAAACCUGAUGGUCUUGAUGUAUCGGAUCAAAGCAAAGUUCAUCCACAACAUCUUUGCGAAAAGUGUAAAACUCUUGGGUAUUAUUGUCGACGUGAUCAGUAAUUUUAAAUAACUUUAACUAAUUCAAAAAAUAAAAACAAAUUUUCAAAUGUAUCGUUUUAUCAUCAUUAUUCUUAUAAAUGUUAUUAAUCUUUGUUAUUAUGAUUGAGAAAAAAAUACUUGAUGUUCACGGUUGAAUAUGUAAGAUUUAGAAAAGGGUGAAAAAUAGGGGGAGUUAAACUAAAAGUUUAGCUCGUUAGUCUACCAGCUUCUAUUUAAAGAGUUGCUAUGUUUAGAGAAACGCGGCAACUCUUGUGGUAGAAUGUCUGCUAUGUCUGUGCUAUUUAAGUACAUGAAAAUUUCAACAUUAAGCAAAUAUUUAAUUAAUAAUCAACAAAUAAUUAUUUCAAUUGUAUCAUGUAAUGUUCAAAGGAUAUUUUUGUACUUGUCAUAAUCGGCUUUUUAACUCUAUGAAGGAUUUGAACAGUUUAUACAUAGUUUUGGAAUUAUAUUCAAAAUGAUAAUUAUCACUUGGUAUAGCUGAAAAAGUAUUUUAAUAAUUCUGUAAAGAUAAAGAAAAAAUAUGCAAUGAAAAAUAUCUACUUUGUAGACUGAUUAAGGACAAUAAUGAUGAAAUACUGAAACUGGUAUUGUUUGAAAUGUAUUUUAUACUCUCCGCGGGAAUAUUUGAUAUGUAUAAAUUUUGGUUCAACCCGCUGGUAAAUUCUGUAUAAAUUUUGCAUAUUUUUUAAAUUCAUUCUUUAAUGUAAGGAACGUAAAUAAAAUUUAGAAUGAAUUGAUUACCAUAAAAUACUUAUCAUGAACUAAGAUAAGAAUAUAUGAUCUACUUGAACGUAUUAUAUAAUGUAAUAUUUAUGUAAUAAUUACUUACAGAAAAUAUAUGCCAAAGAAUUA
Messenger RNA from Chelonus insularis, 1890 nucleotides. Its product is annotated as zinc finger CCHC domain-containing protein 24-like. The record is from RefSeq and is a predicted model, not a curated record. Lineage: Eukaryota; Metazoa; Arthropoda; Insecta; Hymenoptera; Braconidae. The transcript has 4 exons. Gene Ontology annotation, molecular function: zinc ion binding; nucleic acid binding. The coding region runs from base 280 to 1038 and encodes 252 amino acids.